Molecule: messenger RNA, 276 nt
Organism: Racocetra persica
Lineage: Eukaryota; Fungi; Glomeromycota; Glomeromycetes; Diversisporales; Gigasporaceae
Source: the annotation of a GenBank genome assembly
ACCCUCCUAAAAAUUUCACCUCCAAGUAUAAUAUCGUUAUGGACGUGGAUGACCAAAAAUCGUACCUUCAACAUUAUAACUGUGACCAUAAAAUUGAAAUCACUUCAACUUUAUUAGACGCAAUGAUGAAGUCAUAUAAAACUGUUAAUCCAACGUACCAAGCGGUUACUUUCUCUACAAGCGAUAGCCAUGAACACUCAAACAUCUAUGACCAAGGGCAUAAUCAAUUUCCUUCAUUAUUCCCGUAUAUGAAUUAUGAUGUUGGAGCAUCAUGGG